This is a messenger RNA of Oncorhynchus keta (chum salmon), 3364 nucleotides long. Its product is annotated as probable RNA polymerase II nuclear localization protein SLC7A6OS. Lineage: Eukaryota; Metazoa; Chordata; Actinopteri; Salmoniformes; Salmonidae. The record is from RefSeq and is a predicted model, not a curated record. The transcript is spliced from 5 exons. Bases 1679 to 2593 code for a protein of 304 amino acids. Gene Ontology annotation, biological process: developmental process.
ACAAGUGGGAUGCACUGUUGAGCUCUACAUCCCGAGGGGUUCAUGUUGAUUGUACAGAGAUUGUGACAGCCGGUAAAAUGGCGUCCCUUGAAAGGGCAAGAACAAGAUGUAUGUCAGGAGAAGUGCAGUAUUCUCAUAAGGAGACGUAUACAAGGAAUAUGGAGAAGGAAUUGAGGGAAAAAGAGAGGCAGAGGAGGACGAAGACUGAGAAGGAGGAAGAGGGUGAGCUUGAGUCUGUUAAAAAUGGCUGAAAAAAGAGAGAUUGUUUGUUAAAGAAGAAUGGAAGAGGUGUAAGCAGAGUGAGCUUUACGUUGGAUCGAAGACGAGGAGAAAUGGAAGUGAAUGAGGGCGAAAUAUCGGAGGUGGUAGGUGUGGUGAAGUUCUCGGAGCCCGAGACUUGCACCAAGGGUCAGGAUAAAGAUGAGUCUGUGACAGUAGGAGUGACAUUUUCUUUUUAAAGUGCACCCUAGCCUUUUAGCUGAUCAAUUUGUGGUUUCAGGGCGGGUGAAAACAGACUUGAGUGGUAUGGAAUUGGUGAAGGUAACCAGAAGUGAUCUUGUGUUAAUUCUUUGUGAUUCUGCUGGUCAGAGGGAGCAGGGGCUCCGCAUCAAAUGAAUGGGGACAAGAGAAGUGAAUUAUUUUGCUCUCAAGGAAAGGGCAUCACUGAGAGGAGUGAUUACUGGGGUAGGGGUAAAUGUGAAAGUUGACCAACUGAAGGGGAAGAUUCCCAGUGUUUGUGAUACUCAUCAUUUGUUGUGACACAGACAGGGUGGCGUCAGUGGUGAAACAAAAGAGUCUGUCCUUGAGUUUUGAUGUUGAGUCUUUGCCCAACAAAGUGAUAGGAUAUAUAAGUUAUCCUGUAUGAGGAUUUGUGCUGAAUACAUUACAUUGUUACAGGUGUCAAGCUUAUGGGCAUUUGGCAGCAGUGUGUAGGAGGGAGGUUCCUAGGUGUGAGAAGUGUGCAGGAGGGCAUGAGACAAAGGAAUGUGUAACAUUGGGGAAAUGAGUCGUAUGUGUUAAUUGUAGGGGUGCCCAUGGGGCUGGGGUUCAGAAAUAUAAUGUGUGAGAGAGGCAGUUUGAGGUUUCCAGUAGAGUAGUGGUUAGAGUAGUGCAGAAGUUGUGGUACGCUGAGGCGGUGAAGAAAGUAGAGGAAGAUGGGUCAAGGGGGAGGGAUCCUGAGAGGAGUGGUGUGAGUAGUAGAUCUGUACCAGUACAGAGGGAUAGGCCAACAAGUGAUAUAUGUUUCAGUGAGAUUGGAUUUUUAUCAUUUAUAGCAAUGGUUAUCAACUGUACUGCAGGGAUGGAACAUAAUUCACAGUAUAUUGGUGGCAGCUGCAAAUAGUUAUUUGGGUCAGAAGAGUUACAAGGUGUUAAUUGGUGGUGUCCCAACCUUUCAGGCUGUUGGCUUGAGGUAGGAUUAAAAAUAUGUAUAUAGUGGAGUAGGGUGGUGAGUGUAGGGUUAGAUGGUAGGGUAUGUGUUGAUUUAUAUAUUUUAUGAUUUUUUAUUUUAAGUAUAAGGAGUAUACUCCAGUCUAGUAGGUGGCGGCAAUGCAACAUUUGUUGGAUGCCAACCGCCGUAAAACCUAAUCGAAGAAGAUACCAUAGUAUUGGGAGAAUCCUGCCUCCUCUUUCACAAGUGCGACUAUAGCUAGUUACGGUAGCGCCAGCUGGAGCAGCCAUGGAUCCAAGCACCACUAUUCUCCGGGUGAAAAGAAAGAGAGGAACUGACCCUGCCGAUGCGUUGCUGCUUGCCUGUAAACGUAUUCGGCCAGAGACCACAUCCCAGACCGCUGGGGAAACUGUGCCUGAGCCCGAUGAUGCAGAGGUUGAGAAUUCAGUCUUCAAACUCGUGGCAACCGUAGCGUCACAGGAUGCCCCAGUCCAGACACAGGUUCGUGAAGCACUGGCCCGCCCCCGCAUGGCCCAUGCCCUGCGCCCCUCAGGCAGCUCCCAGAGGAUUGUGGGAGAUCUGCGGAGCGUAAAGUGGAGCACCAGACGGGAGGAGCGAUACAGGAUCCUCUCCAGCCAUCGAGCAGGGAUGCCUGCAGAACAGUCCCCCUCAACACAGCCAGAGCCCACAGAGGAGCCAGGCAAAAAUGCCUGGAGCCUGGGUGAAGUUCAGGUGUUUGACAUCAUCCAGGAAGAUGGGGAACAGGAUAAAGCUCCUAGCAAGUUGCUGACCCCUGACCCAGAGACUAUCCUGUGUAACUCGAUGAAGAUGCUCCGUGAGAAGCUGAGUGUGUCUGGAGAGGGUGUGGGUGUUGAGCAUCGUGAACGGGAGGAUGACUACGUGUAUGACCUUUACUACCAGGAAACAGUCGCUGCAGGCUGGAUCCAGGACAUCCUGUCCGUCAGGCCCUACUCAGACGAGGGAGAGUUGGUGGUGAAUGAGGAAGUGUAUGAGGAUGAGAAUGAAGAGGGGAACUGGAGGAAUGACUACCCAGAUGAGGAUGGCAGUGACAGAGAGGAGCGCUUUGGAGGGUCCUGGGAAGUGCACUCGUACAGUCGGAGAUCCUGGGACCAAUACCAGGGCGAGGUGAUGCAGGAGUUAGAUGAUGAUGAUGAUGAUGGAGACAAGGAUGACUCCGACUGAUCUCCAACUUUGAGCAGUGGUGUUUGUCUUUUUUUACUGUGCAAGUGUUGGUGUGAAUGUGUGGUAGAUGUGUCGCACAUAACUAUGGUGUGCUUCUGGUUUAACUUGUAUGUUGGUGAGAUGGUUUGGACUGAGUGUUUGCAUGUUGUGCAUGGUAGUACGUACGUGUAAGCGUAUGGUAGUGAUUGUGCAUCUGAAAGUGUGGGUCUACAUUCCCUGUCACACGGGAGCUUGUACUCUUGAUGUGUGAUGAAAGUGACGGCAAAUCCCUUCUGUAAAUAUGUAGAUGUGUAUAAAAAAGCUUUCAAAAUAAAUGUAAGACUUCAAAGAAAUUGUGCAUUAUUGCUGCGAUGAAUGAAAUUACUGCAAACUGGUUAAGAAGUUUUAUUAAUAAAACCAAUCUUCCAUGGAAUUAGUAUUCAGCAGGCAAACAGAGCCAACUCAUUCCUCAUUUAACUUGUUCAUGGGUAACAGCGUCUUUCAUAUUCACUGAAUAACUAAAUAUUGGCCCAGGAGAUCCUUUGCAUGGUUAACUUACAGGUACAAUAAAGUUAACGUUCUGUUUAAUUCACUGCUGCUGCCCCAAUAGGCCCAUCAAGUGAUCCCAACUGUUGGUAAAGCUGACAUGGCCUCAGUCACCAUGGUCUUUGGAGGGUUACGUUUGCCAUUGCUGAGAUGAGUUGGCUAUUGCACAUUUUCAAAAGUAGUACAGAAGGUCUUUGUGGGAGGGAUUCGGGUUUAUGGAUAAAUAGUUUGCAUACUACAUUAACC